AUGUUUGGCCGGCUAAGCCGACCGGUCGAGUUGGUGGAGGCGAUCCAAGUGUCUUAUCCACAUCAACCAGUCAAAAUGGGUAAGGUCCACGGCUCUCUCGCGCGUGCCGGUAAGGUCAAGUCGCAGACUCCUAAGGUCGAGAAGCAGGAGAAGAAGAAGGCGGUCAAGGGCCGUGCCAAGAAGCGCGCACAGUACAUUAGCCGCUUCGUCAACGUCACUCUCACUCCCGGUGGCAAGCGCUCCAUGAACCAGCAGCCCGCAGGCAAGUCGGGUUAA
Molecule: messenger RNA, 276 nt
Organism: Cutaneotrichosporon cavernicola
Lineage: Eukaryota; Fungi; Basidiomycota; Tremellomycetes; Trichosporonales; Trichosporonaceae
Gene: rps30a
Exons: 6
Coding region: 1-276 (91 amino acids)
Biological process (GO): translation
Cellular component (GO): ribosome; cytosolic small ribosomal subunit
Molecular function (GO): structural constituent of ribosome
Source: RefSeq, a predicted model, not a curated record